This is a messenger RNA of Impatiens glandulifera, 408 nucleotides long. RefSeq lists its product as uncharacterized. The transcript has 2 exons. The record is from RefSeq and is a predicted model, not a curated record. Lineage: Eukaryota; Viridiplantae; Streptophyta; Magnoliopsida; Ericales; Balsaminaceae. The coding region runs from base 1 to 408 and encodes 135 amino acids.
AUGGAUCUGGACUUAGCAUUGAGGAUAGACCAACCCGCUCCUCUUACGGAUGUAAGCACUACUGAUCAAAGACAGAUGUUUGAGAAGUGGGAAAGGUCUAAUCGUUUAAGUCUGAUGAUCAUAAAGAAAAGCAUUCCAGAAAUAUUUCGGGGUACGAUAUCUGAUGAUAUCACUAAGGUUGAAGAAUUUCUCAUCGAGAAGGGGAACAUAAGGGAGUACAUCCUUAAUAUGUCCAAUGUCGCUUCAAAACUGAGAGCACUCAAGUUAGACCUUUCAGAGGACAUGUUAGUCCUAUUGGUCCUGCUCUCACUUCCUGCUCAAUACGAUCAGUUCAAAGUUAGUUAUAACUGUCAAAAGGAGAAAUGGACUCUUAAUGAACUCAUUUCUCACUGUGUUGGAGAGGAAUAA